UAUAUUGCUCUGCGGUCACAUGUCCCGUGGCUGCCGGCCCAGGUCGGGUAACAAAAAGCGCCGUCUAAUAUGAAGGCGACUCCGCCGGUUUACAAAUCUCUCUCUCCCAACUUCUAAUACUCUCUACGGUCUACUCUAAAUCAGUCGCAGUAGUGAAUCUGCUCAUCCUCGAAGAGUUCAACAGCUAUUCCUCAUUGCUCAUUCGAUCUCUCUUCCGUGGCAUUCAAGUGCCAAUGAUGUCUGAGAAGGCUAUGGGAGAUCUUAAUAUACUGCCUGCAGCUGGGAAGAUGAAUGAAAGCUCCAGUAAUGGAAGCAUAUCGAAGACACAGGCUGAGCAUGGUGUUGAAAGAUGUCAAGAAAAUGACAAAGAGAAAACUGUUUCCGUAGUUCAAAAUGGAGAUGGCAAGCAUAACUCUGGAACAGAAGCAGGAAAUUCAGAAGUUGAAUACAUUGAGUCAGAGAAUCUAAAUGAUGUAGAAGAUGUAGAUACGAGCCUGAAGACACUCUUGGCGGGUCUGGACUCCAAAGACUGGGUUUUGGUGUGUGAGGCACUCAAUGAUGUACGCCGUUUGUGUAUAUUUCACAAAGAAACUAUGCUUGACAUGUUGGAAAAGGUAUUCUCCCUAAUUGUGAAAUCACUGAAAAACCCCAGAAGUGCUGUUUGCAAAACUGCAAUUAUGACAUCUGCUGACAUUUUUAAAGCAUAUGGUGAAAGCAUAGUUGAUUCAAUGGAUCCAAUGCUUGUUCAACUUCUUCUGAAAUCGUCCCAAGACAAACGAUUUGUUUGUGAGGCAGCUGAGAGAGCCUUAAUAGCGAUGACGACUUGGGUUGCUCCAGUUCUAUUGUUACCUAAGCUUCAACCUUAUCUAAAACAUAGAAACCCUCGAAUUCGAGCAAAGACAUCAAUGUGCUUCUCCAGAAGUGUACCAAAACUGGGAGUUGAGGGAAUUGAAGCUUAUGGUCUUGACAAGUUGAUCCAAAUUGCUGCAUCUCAGCUUAGUGACCAACUUCCUGAGUCUAGGGAAGCUGCCCGUGCUCUUUUAUUGGAACUGCAAAGUGUCUAUGAGAAGAAAACAACAGCAGUGACCGAAGAAGAUCAAGAAACAACUUCUUGGGAGCAAUUUUGCCAAUCAAAGCUCUCACCUUUGAGCGCUCAAGCUGUCCUUCGAGUGACCAAUGUUCCUAGGGAGGGUCUUGUGCAGGGAUCCUAACAAAUUACACAAGCCGUAGCAGGUUUCUUUGGCUUUCCUUGUGUUUUGGGUUCAUUUUCUUAUACCUGUACAUACCAUGGAAGUUUGAGAUGAUGAGAGGCGGUUGCAGCAGCAUUUAGUUGAUUCUAUAGAUCCUAUAGUAAACUAGCAUAUACGGUCACCUUUAUUGCUAUUUGUUGUCGGAUUAAUAUUGUUGCGAUUUUGCAUCUUGAUUGUUCUGUCUUUUAUAAUAUUAAUUAACGAUUGAUAAGCUGGACAUCCUAAUAUUAUUAAUCUUGAGAAGUUGGCUUGAUAGAAAGCAAAAGAUGGAAAGCCAUUUUUUAGAUU
Ipomoea nil (Japanese morning glory) is the source of this 1538-nucleotide messenger RNA. RefSeq lists its product as uncharacterized. Gene Ontology annotation, biological process: microtubule cytoskeleton organization. Bases 234 to 1211 code for a protein of 325 amino acids. The record is from RefSeq and is a predicted model, not a curated record. The transcript is spliced from 6 exons. Gene Ontology annotation, molecular function: microtubule binding. NCBI's taxonomy places the organism in Eukaryota, Viridiplantae, Streptophyta, Magnoliopsida, Solanales, Convolvulaceae. Gene Ontology annotation, cellular component: cytoplasmic microtubule.